Messenger RNA from Telopea speciosissima, 1799 nucleotides. Its product is annotated as myb family transcription factor EFM-like. The transcript is spliced from 5 exons. Bases 129 to 1589 code for a protein of 486 amino acids. Gene Ontology annotation, molecular function: DNA-binding transcription factor activity; DNA binding. The record is from RefSeq and is a predicted model, not a curated record. Lineage: Eukaryota; Viridiplantae; Streptophyta; Magnoliopsida; Proteales; Proteaceae. Gene Ontology annotation, biological process: regulation of DNA-templated transcription.
CUUCUUCUUCUUCUUCUGUGCCCACCACAACAUCUCUACUUACGCAUUCCAUCUUUCUUUGGAACAUGAACGUUGAACCUUUAUAGAAUAGAAUAGAUUCAAUAGAGAAGAGUUUAUCAAGAAUCAAGAUGGGUUCCCCUGCGGAUCUAAGCCUAGAUUGCAAACCUCACAGCUGCUACUCUAUGGUAGUGAAGUCAUCAUUUGGAGAUCAAACAGAUCAAACCCAGAAGCUUGAAGACUUCCUAGCUUGUCUCGAAGAAGAACGACUCAAGAUUGAUGCAUUCAAGCGUGAACUACCUCUCUGCAUGCAACUUCUCACCGAUGCUAUGGAGGCAUAUAGGCAGCAACUACAAACCUUCAGGACAAACCAAGGGCAGAGACCAAUCCUUGAAGAGUUCAUACCAAUUAAGAAUUCAAGCUCUGAAGGAUCAGAUAAGGUAUCGAAUGUAUCGGAGAAGGCUAGUUGGAUGACGACGGCACAGUUAUGGAGUCAAUCAAACGAUGGGAAUAAGCAACAAGGUGAAAUCGAUCAUGGACUUGUAAUGAGUCCCAAGUUAGCUUUAGACAAUAAAGGAAGGAAUGGAGGAGGAGGUGGAGGAGGAGGAGCUUUUCUUCCUUUCUCUAAAGAUAGGAACGUCACAUGUACUACCACUACUACUACUACAAGUCCUACUCCUUUAAGGGUUCUUCCAGAAUUAGCUCUUGCUACAACCGAGAAAGAGAUGGAGGAUAAGAAAUGUAGUGAACCAGAUAAUGGUUUGUCUUGCUCAUCUAGGAGAGAGAAUCCCAGUAAGGGUGGUGGUGGCAAUGGAGCAACAACGACAGAACAAGGAAAGGGAGCUACUACUACUACUACUGCAAAUCCUUCUGAAGGACAAGCAACGAACACAACACAGACUCAUAGGAAAGCUAGGAGGUGUUGGUCCCCGGAGUUGCACCGACGCUUUGUCAAUGCCCUUCAAAUGCUUGGUGGCUCUCAAGUUGCCACCCCAAAGCAAAUCAGAGAGUUGAUGAAGGUUGAUGGUCUCACUAACGAUGAAGUUAAGAGCCAUUUACAGAAAUAUAGACUACACACAAGGAGGCCAAGCCCAAGUCCACAAGCAGCAGGAGCGCCAGCACCGCAGUUGGUUGUGUUAGGAGGGAUUUGGGUCCCACCGGAAUACGCAACGGCAGCAGCUGCUGCACACGGUGCGGGCCAAGCAAUCUACGGAGCCCACCCAGCUGUGUCUCAUGCUUCCACUCAUUACUGUGCUCCCGCUGUGCCCCAGGAUUUCUAUCCUCCACAGCCACCUCCCCAUGCUCAGUUGCACCACCACACCCUUCAACCUUACCAACACAUCUAUAAGGCUUCAUCUCAGACACAUAGCUCGCCGGAGUCUGAAGGGAGACCGGCUGGAGACGGGUCUGAAAGUAUCGAAGACGGCAAGUCGGAGAGUAGUAGCUGGAACAAAGGUGACAGUGGUGAUCAGAAUGGUGGUGGUGGUGGAGGGGAGAGAGAGAGGGAGAGGGAAAGAGAGAGGAAGGGUUUGGCUUCACUCAGAGACGAUGGAGAGGAAAGCAAUGGCAGUGAGAUCACUCUCAAGUUCUAGUUUUUUCACUUCCCUUGUUUUUAUUAUUUUUUAUUUUUGUCUUAUUUUCCCUUGGACUUUGGAGUCUCAAUCUCAGUGGAGCCUGAGGGGCAGAAAUAGGAAAAAGUGAGUGUUUGUUUCUUGGCAAAAGUUUUAUUUUCCAUCUUUUGGUAGACUCGUCUGAUAUUCUGACAAGCAGUGUGUGUUGGAUGAGGAAGGAAAACUGAAGUU